AUGGCAACCACGUCCAACUCUCCCUCUGCGAUGCAGCAGUCCCCGUCCUCCACGAGCGUGAACAGUGCGCAGGGCUCUUCCAACACCGGCAAGCCCGCCGACUACGUCUACUUCGAGCGCACCACCUCCGGCUUCUCCGACGAUGCCCUUCCCCGCUCCAAGACGGCCCAGCUCAAGCUCGAGCACUACUACAAGGUCGCCGUGGAAUCUGCCAUCGAGCGCAACCAGCGACGUGUAGAGCUCGAGAAGCGGUUAGCGGCCGACACCUCGAUGUCCGACGAGCGCAAGCAGCGCCAGCUGCAGCAGCUCGGCAAGCGCGAGUCCGCCUUCCUCCGUCUGCGGAGGACCAAGCUCGGCCUGGACGACUUCCGCACCGUCAAGGUCAUUGGGAAGGGAGCGUUCGGAGAGGUCCGGGUGGUGCAGAAGACGGACACAGGGAAGAUCUACGCCAUGAAGACUCUCCGGAAGGACGAGAUGUUGAAAAAGGACCAGCUUGCGCACGUCCGCGCGGAGCGCGACGUGCUCGCCGAGUCGAACUCGCCGUGGGUCGUGCAGCUCUACUACUCGUUCCAGGACCCGUCGUACCUCUACCUCAUCAUGGAGUUCCUCCCUGGCGGCGAUCUCAUGACGAUGCUCAUCAAGUACGACACCUUCUCGGAGGACGUUACGCGGUUCUACAUCGCGGAGUGCGUGCUCGCCAUCGAGGCCGUCCACCAACUUGGUUUCAUUCACCGUGAUAUCAAGCCGGACAACAUCCUCAUUGACAAGGACGGGCACAUCAAGCUCUCCGACUUCGGUCUGUCCACCGGCUUCCACAAGCAGCACGACUCGAGCUACUACCAGCGUCUGCUCGACUCCGCCAACGGUGUCACGUCGCCGACGGCCGCCGCGCAGGCGUCGAGGAAUAGCGUCAUGGUCAACGCCAUCCACCUCACCAUGUCCAGCAAGGACCAGAUCGCGACCUGGAAGGCGAACCGCCGAAAGCUGGCGUACUCGACGGUCGGCACGCCCGACUACAUUGCUCCCGAGAUCUUCCAGCAGAAGGGCUACGGCAACGAGUGUGACUGGUGGUCACUGGGCGCGAUCAUGUUCGAGUGCCUGGUCGGCUACCCGCCUUUCUGCUCGGAGUCCACGCACGAGACGUACCAAAAGAUCUUGCAGUGGCAGCGCUACCUCCAGUUCCCGGACGACGUCCACCUCAGUCGCGAGGCCGAAGAUCUCGUCAAACGUUUGAUCACCUCUCACGACCGCCGUCUGGCCGUAGAGCAGAUCAAGCACCACCCUUUCUUCUACGGCGUCGACUGGAACGCGAUCCGCAACAUCGAGGCGCCCUUCAUCCCCCGCCUGCGCUCGAUCACCGACACCUCGUACUUUCCCACCGACGAGCUCGAGGAGGUCCCGGACGAACCUGUGGGCGCAGAUACUACAGGGGCGAACAAGGACCUCGCAUUCCUCGGCUACACGUUCAAGCGCUUCACGGUCUCCUCGCAAGGGUUCUGA
Epithele typhae is the source of this 1500-nucleotide messenger RNA. Its product is annotated as kinase-like protein. NCBI's taxonomy places the organism in Eukaryota, Fungi, Basidiomycota, Agaricomycetes, Polyporales, Epitheliaceae. The record is from RefSeq and is a predicted model, not a curated record. Gene Ontology annotation, molecular function: ATP binding; protein serine/threonine kinase activity. The transcript is spliced from 8 exons. Bases 1 to 1500 code for a protein of 499 amino acids. Gene Ontology annotation, cellular component: cytoskeleton; cytoplasm. Gene Ontology annotation, biological process: actomyosin structure organization; peptidyl-threonine phosphorylation.